AUGCCCAUAGUGGACCAAAGUUCUGUCGGUAUGAACUUUGUAAACCAACAUGCGAAGGAUGGUGAAAUCAGACCUAACGCCAUUGUUGUCUACGUAGGCAAAGAAAAGGCUGUAGAGGGUGAUUCUAAUAAAGAGGGUGAAGCUGAAUCACGUGAUGAAGGUGAUGAAUAUACUGAGCCACGCCCUGUUGUAGAACCGUUAAAGUCGGACAAGGUGCGUUAUGUGGUCAAAUGUCCUAAAGAAGGAUGUAACUGGGGUUUACGAGGUGGUAGGAUUCGAGAUACAGAUAUUUUCUCGAUUAGAAGGCACAACAAGAUGCAUACAUGCUCUCGGGCUAGUCAAAGUUCAAGCAACAGUAAGAGACAAGGCACUCCAAAAUUAGUUGCUUCUCUUUUACAUGGUGAUUAUCCAGGGCAAAUGGAAACUCCACCUCCGAAAAUUAUCAUGGAUCUUGUCAAGACAAAAUUAGGUGUUGAUAUAUCAUAUUCCACGGCGUUGAGAGGGAAAAAUCAAGCUGUUACUGAUUUGAAAGGUAGCCCAGAAGAAAGCUACAAGAUGCUGCGAUGUUAUCUGCACAUGUUAGAGAAGGUUAAUCAUGCUUUGGGAGCUAGCAUUGAAGGAUUUAAAGUCAUGAGGAAAGUUAUAACUAUGGAUGCAACUUUUCUAAAGAACGGAUAUAAGGUAUUUAUGACUGACAGAAAUACAAGUCUCAUUACAGCCAUAGCUAAUGUGUAUCCUCUAGCUCAUCAUGGUUUUUGUAUAUGGCAUUUAUCCCAAAAUGUGAAAGGUUAUGCUCGAAACAUCAACAAAGACGUUGUUGCAUGGAGAUUCAUGGAGUGUAGUAGGUUUUACACAGUGGCUGAGUUCAACAUUGCUUACGCUUCUUUUACGACAAGAUAUCCUUCUGCUGCCAAGUAUCUUGAAGAAUCUACCCAGAAAGAAAGAUGGGCAAGAUGUGUUUUUCCAGGAAAUAGAUACAACCUAGACACAAGCAACUGUGUUGAAUCGUUGAACAGCGUAUUUAAAGAUGCAAGGAGGUACUCCUUGAUACCCAUGCUUGAUGCAAUACUUAAAUUGCAGGACAAUUUAUUUAGUACCUGA
Messenger RNA from Camelina sativa (false flax), 1101 nucleotides. The record is from RefSeq and is a predicted model, not a curated record. NCBI's taxonomy places the organism in Eukaryota, Viridiplantae, Streptophyta, Magnoliopsida, Brassicales, Brassicaceae.